This is a messenger RNA of Orycteropus afer afer, 3107 nucleotides long. It is a transcript of the gene ATP4A, whose product is annotated as ATPase H+/K+ transporting subunit alpha. The record is from RefSeq and is a predicted model, not a curated record. Gene Ontology annotation, molecular function: ATP binding; P-type potassium:proton transporter activity; P-type sodium:potassium-exchanging transporter activity. Gene Ontology annotation, biological process: proton transmembrane transport; intracellular potassium ion homeostasis; potassium ion import across plasma membrane. Gene Ontology annotation, cellular component: membrane. NCBI's taxonomy places the organism in Eukaryota, Metazoa, Chordata, Mammalia, Tubulidentata, Orycteropodidae.
CCAUGGGGAAGGCAGAGAACUAUGAGCUGUACUCAGUGGAGCUGGGUCCGGGCCCUCGUGGGGACAUGGCAGCCAAGAUGAGCAAGAAGAAGGCGGGCGGUGGUGGAGGGAAGAAGAAGGAGAAGCUAGAGAACAUGAAGAAGGAGAUGGAGAUUAACGACCACCAGCUGUCAGUGGCAGAACUGGAACAGAAGUACCAGACCAGUGCAAUCAAGGGCCUGUCGGCAAGCCUGGCAGCUGAACUGCUGCUGCGAGACGGGCCCAACGCACUAAGGCCACCUCGGGGAACCCCUGAGUACGUGAAGUUUGCACGACAACUGGCAGGAGGUCUGCAGUGUCUCAUGUGGGUGGCUGCUGCCAUCUGCCUCAUUGCCUUCAGCAUCCAGGCCAGUGAGGGUGACCUAACCACUGACGACAAUCUAUACUUGGCACUGGCUCUCAUCGCUGUGGUAGUGGUCACUGGCUGCUUUGGCUACUAUCAGGAGUUUAAGAGCACCAACAUUAUCGCCAGCUUCAAGAACCUUGUACCCCAGCAAGCAACUGUGAUCCGAGAUGGGGACAAGUUCCAGAUCAACGCAGACCAGCUGGUGGUAGGCGACCUGGUAGAAAUGAAAGGUGGGGAUCGAGUGCCAGCCGAUAUCCGCAUCCUGGCAGCCCAGGGCUGCAAGGUGGACAACUCCUCGCUGACUGGAGAGUCUGAGCCGCAGACCCGCUCGCCUGAAUGUACACACGACAGCCCUCUGGAGACCCGCAACAUCGCCUUCUUCUCCACCAUGUGUCUUGAGGGUACAGCUCAGGGCCUGGUGGUGAGCACAGGGGACCGCACCAUAAUUGGGCGCAUUGCAUCUCUGGCAUCAGGAGUGGAAAACGAAAAGACACCCAUUGCUAUUGAGAUCGAACACUUUGUGGACAUCAUCGCAGGCCUGGCCAUCCUCUUUGGUGCAACAUUUUUUGUGGUGGCCAUGUGCAUUGGCUACACCUUCCUGCGGGCCAUGGUCUUCUUCAUGGCUAUUGUGGUGGCAUAUGUGCCUGAGGGACUGUUGGCCACUGUCACGGUCUGCCUGUCUCUGACAGCCAAGCGGCUUGCCAGCAAGAACUGUGUGGUCAAGAACCUGGAGGCAGUGGAAACUCUGGGCUCUACAUCAGUAAUCUGCUCUGACAAGACAGGAACCCUCACUCAGAACCGCAUGACUGUGUCCCAUCUGUGGUUUGACAACCACAUCCACUCAGCAGAUACCACAGAAGACCAGUCAGGACAGACAUUUGACCAGUCUUCGGAGACAUGGCGGGCCCUGUGCCGCGUGCUCACCCUGUGCAACAGAGCUGCCUUCAGGUCCGGCCAGGACGCGGUGCCGGUGCCCAAGCGCAUCGUGAUCGGUGACGCGUCCGAGACCGCGCUACUCAAGUUCUCUGAGCUGACGCUGGGCAACGCCAUGGGCUACCGCGAGCGCUUCCCCAAAGUCUGCGAGAUCCCCUUCAACUCCACCAACAAGUUUCAGCUGUCUAUCCACACACUGGAGGAUCCACGGGACCCACGGCACGUGCUUGUGAUGAAAGGCGCCCCAGAGCGCGUGCUGGAGCGCUGUAGCUCGAUCCUCAUCAAGGGCCAGGAGUUGCCGCUGGACGAGCAGUGGCGCGAGGCCUUCCAGACGGCCUACCUCAGCCUGGGAGGGCUGGGUGAACGAGUGCUUGGCUUCUGCCAGCUCUACCUGAGUGAGAAGGACUACCCACCUGGCUAUGCCUUUGACGUGGAGGCCAUGAACUUUCCAACUAGCAACCUGUGCUUUGCGGGACUGGUAUCCAUGAUAGACCCACCCCGAGCCACUGUUCCAGACGCCGUGCUCAAGUGUCGUACAGCAGGCAUCCGGGUGAUCAUGGUGACAGGUGACCACCCCAUCACAGCCAAGGCCAUCGCAGCCAGUGUGGGCAUCAUCUCAGAGGGCAGUGAGACAGUGGAGGACAUCGCUGCCCGCCUCCGAGUGCCCGUGGACCAGGUUAAUCGGAAGGAUGCCCGCGCGUGUGUCAUCAAUGGCAUGCAGCUGAAGGACAUGGACCCAUCAGAGCUGGUUGAGGCACUUCGCACCCACCCUGAGAUGGUGUUCGCCCGCACCAGUCCCCAGCAGAAGCUGGUGAUUGUGGAGAGCUGCCAACGACUGGGUGCAAUCGUGGCUGUGACAGGGGAUGGUGUGAAUGACUCCCCAGCCCUGAAGAAGGCAGACAUUGGUGUGGCCAUGGGCAUUGCUGGCUCAGAUGCUGCCAAAAAUGCAGCCGACAUGAUCCUCCUGGAUGACAACUUCGCCUCCAUUGUGACGGGCGUGGAGCAGGGGCGGCUGAUCUUUGACAACCUGAAGAAGUCCAUUGCCUAUACACUGACCAAGAACAUCCCUGAGCUGACGCCAUACCUCAUUUACAUCACAGUCAGUGUGCCCCUACCCCUUGGGUGCAUCACCAUCCUCUUCAUAGAACUCUGCACUGAUAUAUUCCCAUCUGUGUCUCUGGCCUACGAGAAGGCGGAGAGUGACAUCAUGCACCUGCGGCCACGGAACCCAAAGCGUGACAGAUUGGUCAAUGAACCCCUGGCUGCCUACUCCUACUUUCAGAUUGGUGCCAUCCAGUCAUUUGCUGGCUUCACUGACUACUUCACAGCCAUGGCCCAGGAGGGAUGGUUUCCACUGCUGUGUGUGGGGCUACGGCCACAGUGGGAGAACCACCACCUACAAGAUCUGCAGGACAGCUAUGGCCAGGAGUGGACAUUCGGGCAGCGCCUGUACCAACAGUACACCUGUUACACCGUGUUUUUUAUCAGCAUCGAAAUGUGCCAGAUAGCCGACGUCCUCAUCCGCAAGACACGCCGCCUUUCCGCCUUCCAGCAGGGCUUCUUCAGGAAUAGGAUCCUGGUGAUUGCCAUUGUGUUCCAGGUGUGCAUUGGCUGUUUCCUGUGUUACUGCCCUGGAAUGCCUAACAUCUUCAACUUCAUGCCCAUUCGGUUCCAGUGGUGGCUGGUCCCCAUGCCCUUCGGCCUCCUCAUCUUCGUUUAUGAUGAGCUGCGGAAACUUGGAGUUCGUUGUUGUCCAGGGAGCUGGUGGGACCAGGAACUCUAUUAUUAG